AACUGCAAAAUGUCACUUUCAGAUGUAAACAGUUGCAUAACCUAUAAGUAAUACUAAAAUAAAAUAAAUAAAUUGACUUGAAUAGUAAUUUUCAUACAAGUUAAGAUUUAAACGGCUCAAAAAUAUGAAUUGCCUUCGUCUCAUUCGGCUAAAUCCUCUACAUAUGACAUUAUCAAGAUUAGGCACUGUGAAAUUUAUAUCCCAUCAUCCAUUCAAAUUUACGGAAAGUCAAGAUAAAUGGAGACAAAUAGAUCAAAUGUCAGACAGAUGGGACCUCGUAUAUAAAGCGCCUAUGGGGACUGUCCUUAAUUUUUCAUCGGCAUAUUUGACAGCGUCGUCGUCAAUUCUAUCAGCUGGCGCAGUUUAUUACUCUUUGUUUAUGUUUGAUAUUACAAAACUUAACGAUCCGAUAAUAAUCGGAGACGACGUCGUUAUUGCCAACAAUAUGUAUGAAAGUUUAAUAUAUGUCGGUGCUUACAUUAUGUUCCAUGUUGCUCUGAAGAUCUUAUUGUCAAAAUUUGUUGUACGUCUAUAUAAAAAUGGUGAUGAAUAUACAGCUGUUUAUAGAGGAAAUUGGUAUAAUAGUAUAUCAAAACACAAAUUCCAUCUAAACGAAUUCAAGAAGUUGAAUCCAACAUUGGUAGUAUCCUGGGGUGAAUCGAGAUAUGCACUUGGAAAAAGACAUGGAAUUCUACUGGACAACUAUUUCAAAUCACCAGAAUAUUUAAACUACUUAAUUACUAAAAAUAAAAUAGGAUAAUGUGUACAGAGUGAUACAUCUAGUAUCUAGGAUUAUAUAUAUUAUAUGUAUUUAUAUUUUAUCAAAAUUGUUUAUAAUGAAACAAUUAAAAUUCAGUUAAUAA
Messenger RNA from Danaus plexippus (monarch butterfly), 863 nucleotides. RefSeq lists its product as uncharacterized. The transcript has a single exon. Lineage: Eukaryota; Metazoa; Arthropoda; Insecta; Lepidoptera; Nymphalidae. The coding region runs from base 125 to 760 and encodes 211 amino acids. The record is from RefSeq and is a predicted model, not a curated record.